AUGUCAUUUCAAUCAAUUUUAACAAAAAAAAUUUGGAGAUCUCAACGAUUAUUUGCAAAACUAUGUCUUGAUUGUCUUUCAAAGCGUAGUAGUAGUAGUGGUGGUGGUGGUGGUAGAAGUAGUAUUAGUAGUAGUAAGCCCCUCAUAGUUCAAAUAUCCCGCAAUAUGGUAACAAAGAAAACAGAAAUACCAACAGGAUAUUCACCAUUACAAACGAAUAUGAUACAAACUCCUGUUCUUCAUACCAAACCAUUAGACAAUUUUAGACGUGAAUUAUACCAAUCAUUAAAAUCAUCCGACCCUACUUUAUUGCCUUAUUCCUCACAUGUGAAAAAAACAAUUCUUCGACGCCAAUUGAGAAAACGAUUAUUAGAAAAUUAUCAAAUUAUAAAAAAGCAAAGCCAUUUAGUUCGUCAAUUAACACAACAGGAUAUGGAUCGCUUUAUUGCUCAUUUUACCGAUGAUGCUCAUCCUGACGAUCCAUUAACCUAUAACACGCUUCGACAUGCCUUUUAUAUUCUAGCAGAUCUCAAAAGCGAUAGUUUAUCUAGUUUGACAAAAUUUCGUUUAGAAGAUGCAGAAAAGAUGAUUUAUUUGGCUUCAGAAUUAGGUUGGGACGAAGAGGCAGAAAAGUUAUUAACAGAAGCUGAACAUAAAUGGAGUAUGAGUAUGGCUGCAUAUGACUCGGUUUUCAGAGUACUUUCCAAAAAAAGGAGGCAAGAUAGAAUUGAUUUUUGGUUAUCUCAUUUAAAAUCAUUAGAAAAGACACUGACAAGAGACAGUGUGCGGUCAGUUAUAAUGUGUAUGAUGUUCAAUCAUCAAUUGCAAGCAGCAGCAGAGUUUUUGAAAAUCAAUCACCCUAGUCAGGAGUUAACGCAGCUUAUAGAUCAACAUGAAUCAAAUAGUCACGAAUUAUUAGAUAAAGUGUUCGACUUGUUUGCUCUAGAUUGUUUGGAACAAGGUCGGUUAAAUGAAAUGCGAUUGAUUUAUAUGCAAAAGAGGCAGUUGGAUAUGAGUACUAGGAUGAUUGUAAAGCACUUGGUUACAAAAUGUAUAUAUACUGGCAAAUCAUAUAUAGCAGAGAAUUUAUUAACAGACACGUUGUUUAUGAAGGACAUAUCAAAUGCUCAAUUUUGUGCUAGAAAAUUGAUACACUGGAAUGUAGCAAAUACAAACAUUGAAAAUGCGAUUCAUAUUUGGGAAAAGAUGGAAGAAAAUAAAGUUGAUUUACCAUUAGAUGUUAUACAAUCCUUAAUUGUAGCUGCAGCAAAGAAGAGACACCAUGUUGAUACCAUGCGAUUAUAUAAAAAAUGUCAAGAAUUAUACCCAGGAGGUAUGAGCUCCGAGACACGUGUUUACGUUUUCCGUUCUAUCGUUCUCUCUCGACAAUAUAAUUUAGCCCUCGAGCUGUCAUCUGAAAUUGAAUCCAUUCUACCUUAUUUAGAUCCUAAUACUGCCAGAUUAGCAGUACGUACUUUAUUUAGACUAUGUUCACAUACAGGAGAGCUUGAAUUAUUUGAAAGGGUCUUUCGUUAUAGUGAAACACUCGGUCUAUCCCUUACACAUCGAGGUUUAACUUCACUCAUUUCCUGUUAUAUCUCUCGUGGUGAUAUCGAUUCGGCAAAGGCUGCCUUUCAAUCAGUUGCCACCCAUACAACUGGACCUGACGUGGUUGAUUUUAAUCUAUUACUACGUAUCGUAGCUAUGGAAGAUAAUCCUGUCAAUCCUGAUAAAGUAUAUGACAUCUUGGAUCAUAUGAAGCUUGUCAAUGUGGCGCCUGAUGAAACUACAUUACGUACUAUGCUUGCAUUUUAUAGCCCUGAAAGUGAUAUGCACAAAAGCAUCUAUGAUAGUCUACUAACGGAAGCCAAUGGUUCUCGAUUUGAUCAAGUCUUUCUAAACAAUAUUGCGUUAAUGAACCUACUGAAACGUAAUCAUGUUGGUUAUGUAACAAAUAUCUUAUUACGCAAUAAUCGGGGAAAUUUGUUUCCAAGUGAACAGAAUAAACCGAUCGUAUGUAAUGAUUUAACGUUUAAAAUUUUGUUGGAUGUAGCUACAAAGGAUCCAAAGUAUGCGAAUAUUGCUGAGAAGUUAUUCAAAUCCAUGCGAACACGUGGUUUUAAACCACCUAAAGAAGUAUACGAAAAUUUAAUUUAUGUUGUAUCAAUGAAAGGGAGAAUAAGUAAAGCACGUCAAUAUAUCACUCAAAUGGAAAAUGAGACGGGGAUAAAAGCAGAUGAAAGGACUUAUAUGAAACUUGUGAAUGGAUUAUUAAGAUUGAAUAAACCUGAUUUAGCCAAGGAUAUUAUUAUGCAAGAUAUGGUAUCUAACGAUAUCCCAUUUAGUGAGGCUGUACUACACAAAUUAAAAUAUAUAGAAUCUAUAAUUACGUCUAAAAAUAAUGAAUAA
Messenger RNA from Cokeromyces recurvatus, 2409 nucleotides. RefSeq lists its product as uncharacterized. Lineage: Eukaryota; Fungi; Mucoromycota; Mucoromycetes; Mucorales; Mucoraceae. Gene Ontology annotation, molecular function: protein binding. The record is from RefSeq and is a predicted model, not a curated record. Bases 1 to 2409 code for a protein of 802 amino acids. The transcript has a single exon.